GCUCCAAACUGACAGGACUACACAACAGACCAAGGAGAGACAACACACACUUCUGGGAUUACUUCUUGAGGAAUAUUGUAAUUGAAAACUCACACUAACUUCACAUAGCAUUUGGCUAUUAUCUUCAGCCUGUCAUCUCUAUCAACUGUGAUCGUUUUCUUCUGUUUUACAGUUUUUAACAGGGUUUAUACAACACAGGACUAUUUUCAAAUCUUUACAAUUCCUUUCACAAUAGUCCCAUAGCCGUUGUGAGUCUGACAAGCGAGGCUACUUUCACACGAGCUUCAACGUAUCUUUAAAGUAUCAUCAGUUGUUUUUGAACCUUUGGGGACUAUUUGGGCUGUGGACUGUCCAAUUCCCACUGUCUUGAGUCACUCUGACUGCCUGGACCAUUUUACAGUUUUUGAAGACUAUUCUACCCUAGGACUACCCUACCUCUCAUUGCCAUGGCGAACAGCUGUCUCCAGCUCAGCGGUUUUGUGAUGAGUUGUAUCGGGUGGGUCGGGAUCCUUAUCGCCACGGCCACCAACGACUGGGUAGUGACAUGUAAAUACGGCAUGAACACAUGCAAGAAGAUGGACGAGUUAGGAGCCAAGGGCCUGUGGGCUGAAUGUGUCAUAUCAACCGCCCUCUAUCACUGUAUAUCACUGACACAGAUAUUGGACCUACCAGCAUACAUCCAGACGUCGAGGGCGUUGAUGAUAACUGGAUCCCUCCUGGGGCUGCCUGCGGUGGGGAUGGUCCUAACAGCCAUGCCCUGCAUCUCCCUGGGGGACGAGCCUCAGUCAGCCAAGAACAAACGAUCCCUACUUGGGGGAGUUCUCAUACUGCUAGUGGCUCUGUGUGGGGGGGUGUCGACAGUAUGGUUUCCUAUCGGAGCCCACCAGGACCAGGGUCUCAUGUCGUUUGGGUUCAGCCUGUACGCUGGCUGGGUGGGCGCGGCCUUCUGUCUCCUGGGAGGGGCCAUGAUCACCUGCUGUUCUACUGAACCCUCCCAACACUACAAUCACCAUGACAACAACAGGUUCUACUACUCCAAAGGACAGGUGCCUGGCAACCCUGUUCCACCCUCCACUAACCACGCCAAGAGUGCCCAUGUUUAGACACACAUACACUAGAUGCAUGCACUCACACAGACACAGACACACACACACACACACACACACACACACACACACACACACACACACAGACAGACAGACAGACACACACCAGUGUUGUGUAACUCAGAAGGGGGUCUAACCUGGUGCCUGAAGAGAAACCAGGGGUCCUGAUCGGGACAACCCUGCUCUGAUUAAGAACUUAUUUUUAUCCCUUUGUUCUACAAUGAAGGCUAGGGUUAGGGUUAGGGUUCUUUGUUCUACAAUGAAGGCUAGGGUUAGGGUUAGGGUUCUUUGUUCUACAAUGAAGGCUAGGGUUAGGGUUAGGGUUCUACAAUGAAGGCUAGGGUUAGGAUUAGGGUUCUUUGUUCUACUAUGAAGGAUAACUGUGGAUGGAAAGUACUGUACAUCUAUCAGUGCAUUUUAUAGAAAAUAAAUGUGUACCUUUUUUAAUAAAGACUGUGAUGAUUUUUUGUUUUUGAUAAAUA
This is a messenger RNA of Coregonus clupeaformis (lake whitefish), 1588 nucleotides long. Its product is annotated as claudin-11-like. Gene Ontology annotation, cellular component: bicellular tight junction; plasma membrane. Gene Ontology annotation, biological process: cell adhesion; bicellular tight junction assembly. Lineage: Eukaryota; Metazoa; Chordata; Actinopteri; Salmoniformes; Salmonidae. Gene Ontology annotation, molecular function: structural molecule activity. The coding region runs from base 447 to 1103 and encodes 218 amino acids. The transcript is spliced from 3 exons. The record is from RefSeq and is a predicted model, not a curated record.